AUCUUUACGACGAGAGCAUGAUAGGAAUUCACCAAAACCUAUACUUUGGCACGUUUAAUAACUAGAAACUUCGACCAUUGGGUUAUUUUGGGUUUCAUAGAGCGUCGCUCUGUAUUGUUUUUGUCCCGUUUCCUAAUCACGGGUUACUUCGCCACCCGUAAAUCAAUUCAACGGAACUGGCUCCGCGUUGUGCAGCCUCAUCUUUUUCAGGCCUUCGUACAACUCCUCCCACUACACAAUCAACUCUAUUUGACAAUAUAUGUUACCACCACAAGGGGCCUUUCAUACUAUUACACAGUAGCCAUCUCUAUAGCAUGUGAAUAUGAGUUCAUCACAGCUAGACCUGGAUACGGAUUUCUACUUUGAUGCCGACCUUUUCUCCUACCAGCAAGACGAAUUCUACAUGCAUCUAGACCAGCUUGAAGUGGCAGAGGGUGCAGAAGCAGACCCAAAAGCUGGAUGUGCAGAAGUAGACCCAAAAGCUGGAUCUAGGGUCUCACUGGCCUGCAUACCGUGCAGAACACGCCACAUCAGGUGUGACGCGCGGACUCCGUCCUGCUCAAAAUGUCAGUCGGACAAUCGCACUUGCUCUUAUACGAAGUCAAGGAGGGGUGGACAGCGCUCAAAGGGGCGGCGGAAAAAGACUGCUUUGGAUCCUCAUUGGCCUGAAGGUUUAGACCUACACGGUCCGCUUCAAUAUCAACCUGCGAACAUUGCAGUGCCGGCAUUAUUUCCUAACGGUACGACGCCCGAGACUUCUGAAGCCUCUAGUGGUCUCAGCUCGUUUCAUGACCGUGACUACUCGACAAUGCAGUUUCUCGACUCAUACUACACGUAUUUUCAUGACGCCCAUCCUAUUACUUUGCCUCGGGGCUAUCUAAUCUCACGGCUUCAAUCGAACCCGGUAUCCCUAGAACAGGUAGAGCACGUGAUGGAAUAUAUUGGAUCGCUAUACACUCCACAUAUAGCAUCGGAAUAUCUGAGGCACAAAGUAAGUGUUCAGCUGUCAGCAGGGAAUCUACCGAUGACUGGCUUCUCCGUGCAAGCUCUCAUGCUUUUUGCAUUAGCGACGCACUGCUGUAACAAUUUUGAAGAGUCUCGGGUACUCCUUGACAGGGCUAUCACUAUGGCGUUAGAGAUUAAAAUGCAGUCUAGGUCAUUUGCACAAGCGAACGGAGAAGGUAACGCUGUUUUAGAAGAAAGCUGGAGGAGGACGUGGUGGCUGCUCUUCAUUAUGGAUGGCACAUUCGCUGGUGUUAUGCAUGAGACAUCAUUUAGGCUGUCAAAUAUCCCAACUGACGUUGAUCUGCCUUGCGAGGAGCGAGAGUAUGCCAAAGGAAAUAUACCAGCUCCGAAAUCAUUACUGGAGUAUGAAACUCGAGAGUUUUCAGAUGAAGAAAUUGCUUUCUCGUCAUUUACUUACCUUAUUGAUGGGGCGCGAAUCAUCAGCUCUGUACUACCAACCAUCAGCCAAGCUGGAGAGCCUUCUGACCAUGCGGCAACCGCAGCAAAUGCAAAACUGGUCAGCUGGGUCGUUCAUCUGCCAGAAUCUAAGAAGCAGAUAAUCCAUGAGAGUGGAAAGAUGGAUGAAGUAAAUUUUCAAGCGCACAUGCUCAUCAAUUUACUCGUGCUCUACCUUCAUCGCCCAAGAUCACGUCUCGCCUAUAGCGGUGUGGAAGGCUCGUCAAAAUGCACAGUUACGCCUUCAUCAGAACAAAUGACGAGGAUGAGGCAAAAAGCUUACGCGCUCCACACCAACAAGACACUCUCGUGUCUUGAAACAUUGCUUGGCAUGAUGGCCCUUCCAACCCCUAUUCUGAAGCACACGCCUCUAAUAAUAUGCGGUGUUGCUAUGGCCAUCAUGGGCCAAAUGGCCGCCUGCAACUUGGUGCUUGAGUCUAAUAAAGCCGCCGAGGGUCGAGAGCGCAUCCGUCUUGGUAUUGGGGCCUUAAAGGAGUUUACGGAAGUUUGGCCACUAGGCAGGAGGACGAAUCUAGAGAUGAAAGCUAUUGGCCGAGAGCUGCUAAACAUUCCAAAUGCCAAUGGGGUCAGGACACCGAUGGGAACGGUACUAGGACAGGAAGACGAGUUUCGUACGGUCACGGCCACUUUAACAUGACUCAGCGUAUUGUGAUAUUCCGGCUUUGAAUUUGACACUGGAGUACCUUGGGCCGACCUUCCUCUUAACUCAGCUCAAUUUGGGAAGGGCAUUUUGUUCAUAAUACGCGAUGUUUAAUGAAAUAGGAACAGUUGCAGGAUGAAGCUGGUAAGAUUAAAUAAAUAAGCAUAACAGUUUUAAGUUAGAGUAAUUCCCUUAAUAUUAAAGUACACUAG
This is a messenger RNA of Pseudogymnoascus verrucosus, 2334 nucleotides long. RefSeq lists its product as uncharacterized. The coding region runs from base 323 to 2119 and encodes 598 amino acids. Gene Ontology annotation, biological process: DNA-templated transcription; regulation of DNA-templated transcription. The transcript has 3 exons. Gene Ontology annotation, molecular function: DNA binding; DNA-binding transcription factor activity, RNA polymerase II-specific; zinc ion binding. The record is from RefSeq and is a predicted model, not a curated record. NCBI's taxonomy places the organism in Eukaryota, Fungi, Ascomycota, Leotiomycetes, Thelebolales, Thelebolaceae.